Phytophthora megakarya is the source of this 2910-nucleotide messenger RNA. The record is from the annotation of a GenBank genome assembly. Lineage: Eukaryota; Oomycota; Peronosporomycetes; Peronosporales; Peronosporaceae.
AUGUGCGACAAGGUCGAAAAUCUGCUAGACGUAUGCGAUCGCUGGAACCUAUCAAUCAGUGUAGCCACAAGCUACUGGGGCAGGCGCAAGGUGACCUACCUGGGCCAUCAAUUGUCGACAGAAGGGUUGGAAGCGAAGCCGAAGGAUCUUGAAGCCUUCUCGAAUCUCCCUUUCCCCACCGAACUGAAGUCGAUGCAGUCGCUCCUUGGAAGCCUGAAUUACUACAGCCGCUUCAUCGAGGACUUUGCAGUCUACGCAUCGAUCAUGUACGAGCUUCGGGAGGUAGAUUACUACCAGAUCGCGCGGUUGAAAUCGACCGGAGAGCCGGAGGAAGGGACAACACCAGCGGACGAGGAACGCAAUCGCUGGACGCGAGCAAUGAGUGCGUUCACCAUACUCAAAGCGAAGAUCAUCUCCACCCCGAUCUUGAAGAACUUCGAUCCGGGGCGGACGCCAAUCAUAGUCCUCUAUGCUAACAAGUGGGCGAUCUCGGCGGCAACUAAUGAAGGAACACGGCGUCUGACGCUGAAGGCCAACGAGAUGAACUAUUGCGAUCAUAAGGAGGUCCUGGCUUUUCUUCGCAUGUUGGACGUCUGCUACUCGCAGCUGGUCACCAGAUCGAUCAAGGUGCUAUCGCGUUUCUCCACGCUAGCCUGGCUCCUGAAGUCGAAUGAGCUAGACGGGCGUUUGGGCAGGUGGGCCGCAUUGUUGUCGGGUGAAGAAGAAACCUUAGGGGAGAUCGCUGCGAGUAUCACUCCUCGAGCAGAAGGUGACGAGGCUCUAAUCGCAAUCGCCCCAAAGAAGCAACCCCGGAAGAUGAUCGCCACGAUUCCUCCAACCGUAGAGCUGGAAGAGAGCCUGUUGGUGGCGAGUUUUGAUGGAUCAGCGAGAGUGAAACGUGCAGGAGGCGCAUUCAGCGCGAUCCUCUGGAAACUCCCCGAGUGGACGAUCCUCGAAGCGAUUACAGGGGAUUGCUGCUGUGUUUCGAUCUCCUCUCGACUCAAGCCAGGGGGCGAGAUGAGAGGCGAGAUCGACUGUAAGGCGACAGGUCUGCAGCUGUUACGUCAAAAGGCUUUGAACCAACUGCGAUCUUGGCCGAAGCACGAAUUCGUACACGUAAAGAGAGAUUGGAACCAAAGUGCCUACAAGUUCGCCAGUGUCGCCUUACAACGUGAAGAAGGCGAGAUCGUGACAGCAGAGGGAGAACGUCAGGGCUUGAUCACGCUGAACAGAUUGCACGAAAUACUGCAACCAAGAUCAGCCAGAUCAGUAACUCGCGUGAAUGCAGUCUCUCGAUCUGCGGUAAAUCGGACUUCGCCACCAGCAGCGAUGGAUGAAUCUAUUGUUCGACGCAUACGGAGUCAGCGGAUCAAGCAAGCACAAGACGAAGAGAAGUGGAUCGCAGGUCUAAAGGAGUACCUGAACGGUGACCUGAAUGGUCUAUCGAAGGAAGAUGCGAAGACGUGUUCAAAGAUCGCCGCAACAUAUGAAGUCGACGAAGACGGACUGUUGUUUUAUUGCCCGAGGACAUUGACACGAGAUGAAGAUCGCGACGAUACCGUCAGACUGGUGGUGUCGGAAAGCUUGCAACAGGAUUUCCUCCACCAUUACCACACGAGCCUGGAAGGAGGCCACCAAGGUGUCGGGAGACAUACCGUAGAAUCUGGACGCGUUUUCACUGGCGUAAUCUGUACCGAAGUGUCCAGCGCUACGGAAAAAGAACCCCACAAAUCAAGGAAGAUCGCCGGGGAAUAUGCAAGGUACGUACCCGUUCCAGGUCAUAUCCAUGGAUCACGUCCCGUCGCUACCGAAGUCUUCAAAGGGGACACGGAGUUACUGAUCUGGGCUGACCUGUUCACCGGAUACGUGAUCGCCAAGGCUGGACCAUCGCGGGGAACCCAAGUGGUGGCGGAAACCUACGAGGAAUGUGUCUUCAGGCGGUUCGGUGCAUGUGAAACAUUCAGGCACGAUCGAGAACCAGGCUUCAUGGCAGAUUUCUUCCGCGCGUUUAAUCGGAUCGUGAAGAUGAGGCAAAGUCCCACCAUGGCCUACCGCCCACAGGGUAAUGGAAAAGCGGAUCGAACGGUCCAAACACUGACGAGAGCGCUGAAGAUGUAUAUCUCCGAUGUCAAUCAACAGGACUGGGAUGACUACGCCGAACGCUUGACGUUUGCUCUCAACACGGCGCAAGAUCGGGUGCGUGGGGACACAUCCUUUUAUCUGGUGCACGGGUGGGACGCAAGAUCAACGCUGGAAGCAACGCUUCCGAUCGGAUCCACAAGGCGGAAGGACAGCGAUGCGCGCCGGUGGAGGUAUCGUCUGCAAUCGCAAUAUCGACGAGCGAGAGAAGUGAAACCAGAGCUGCCUAACUAUCGAGUUAGGCCGGACAAGAUCGAGCAAGGAUCACAAGUAUGGCUCUACCUGGACCGGGUGAAGGAAGGGUUCGCGAGGAAACUGGCCCACAUGUGGCACGGUCCUUUUCGUGUGACCGAGCUCAUCGGUGAUCAUGCCGCACGCGUGGAGACUAGUGGAACAGAAUACCGCACCUUCCCUGUGGUGCACCUGUCGAAGUUGAAACUGGUGAGGGCGUUCCCCGACCGCCCAACUUGCACCCUGCUCGUCGAGGAAGGAGAUCGAGUCGACUUUGAUGAAUCGCUGCUUCCGGAGGCCAACUGGGAGACUCCUUUGGGCGAGGACGAGUUCGAGGUGGAGCGGAUCACCGAGGACGCUGCACGCGAUAUGGCCGCGUAUACCGAGAGUUCCAAGUGUUUUGGAAAGGCUAUCACAAACCCACUGGAUGAGGCCGACCCCAACUGUAGGGCGCUCUUGGCUGAGUUCGAACGAACUCAAACGAACCGUCGUCGGUUCAACGUCAUGCAGGCGCACGAAGAGGCGUCGGACAACUUGUAA